Molecule: messenger RNA, 1043 nt
Organism: Drosophila takahashii
Lineage: Eukaryota; Metazoa; Arthropoda; Insecta; Diptera; Drosophilidae
Source: RefSeq, a predicted model, not a curated record
CGUUGAGAACAUGGAGGAGGAGCUGAAAGUAUUCUUCGAAGAGUGUCGAAGGCAGGAGUUUUCUGCAAAGGACAUGCUGGCUAUAUGUCGCCCUUUGAUUUGGAGAAUUCGCAUGGCUAGGAUUCGAAAAUGGUGCCUUGUCCUAUUGCCCCUGGUCGUCAUUUAUCUCCUUUGGUCAUUUAGUGAUACUUUUUCCUGGUCUUUAAGUGCUAUUGGCCGUUUGCUGCUCAUUCAGAUCCUCCCUCUUUGGGAUUGGACACCCUACUAUAAUGCCAAGUGCUUGAUUUCAAGGGAUCAGAGUGUCCAGGAGCUGCCACCUCCACUGGGUAAACAUGAGACUCUGUGGCAGAACUGUGCGCUCUGUGAAGGUUUGGAGGGAAUUGCAACUGCUUCGAAUGUAAGCUACUCCUCUGUGGAAUCAGAAUACCUAGAACGUGGACUACCUGUCAUCAUAACAGAUACUGCAUUGAGUAUGGAUAUCCCUAAUCUCCUAGAGCUCAUGGAGAAGAGGUCUCCUCAGUGGAUGUCCAGUGAACCCUGUGAUGUGUCUACCAACCUCCUGCUGAGAAAACUUUUCAACCUAGAGGCUGCCCUGGAAAAGAUUCACUCAACAAAUAAUUGGCACCUUCAGCUAAGAAACUGCCAGAAGAAGGCAGUAAAGUCCUCUCGACUGUUCCUGGAACGCCCCUACUACUAUCCCAUCCACCUGGCUCCGUAUUAUUCCAGCUGGCUACUGGCAGUCCACCAGCAGAAGCGAAAGCAGUCGGAGAUAUACGUUCGUGGCUUGGUCUUUGUCCAGCAACUGGGUGGUCACUUUGAAAUGGUGCUGCGUCCGAAGAAUCCCUGCGAUGGGGGAGUGUGUCCAAGCCUCCGAAUGCGCCUGAAUGCGGGAGAGGGUUUGAUCUUCACCACGGACAUUUGGAGCUUAAGCUAUGGCCUAGAGAAACCUCACUCCAAGGAGACCUCCCUGGCCAGCAUCUUCGAAAUUGAGUGGCAAUCCGAUUAGUUGGCCGAAAUUGUAUUUACACACACAACUAGAUACA